Molecule: messenger RNA, 1215 nt
Organism: Pseudozyma hubeiensis SY62
Lineage: Eukaryota; Fungi; Basidiomycota; Ustilaginomycetes; Ustilaginales; Ustilaginaceae
Exons: 1
Coding region: 1-1215 (404 amino acids)
Source: RefSeq, a predicted model, not a curated record
AUGCCGCCCUACGGUACCUUGCGUGGUGGUGACACGUUCAUCAUCAACUACGGUUCGGCUCAUACCGGCGAAGAAGAGUUUCUCACCAUGCACAACGCCCGGAGCCAGGAUAGAACGGUGCUCGAAGAAAGGGCCGAGCGCAUCCAGGGCUAUCUGGGCAUCAAGCACGGCCAGUGGAUCAUUGACGGCGUGACUGUCACCAGCAAGCUCGGCUUCAGGGUCCCCUCGUCGAGUCUGACCUACACUCUUGCCCGUGCCAUGACUUUGCCCGGCUUGGUGAAGGCUGUCUUUCGUCCUCAGUUCGACUUCACCCGCAUCAGUGGUGUCAACGCCAUCUUCGACGAUCUGAUCGGCCGCGGCCUCGGCGGUGAACCAGGCGGUGUUGGUCGUCAGGACAGUCCCCGUAUUGAAGAGCCUGACAAUCCCGAUGCCACCGACAAUGCCGCUGCCAACAACGACACCAAUGCUGCUGCCAACGACGCUAACAAUGCUGCUGCCACCAACGCUAACAAUGCUGCUGCCAACAACGCCGGCAAUGCUGCUGUCAACAAUAAUGCGGCUGUUCCUUCCAACAACGUCGUUCCUUCUGCCGGCAAUAUCGCUCCUCGUGCCAACAACAUCGGCCCUCUUGCAGGCGAGCGUGCCUUUGCUCAACGUCGCGAACGUGCUCUUCGUGAGGCUGCGCGCGGUGCUCUCCAGCACGUAGCUACUUCUGCCCAAAGUCCCUUCGCCACCGUGCAAGGACCGGUUCCUGGUGUAGCACUGACGACCACGCCUGACGCUUGGAAGCUGGUUGACCGUGGUGCUCCAGCAACCAUUCGAAACAUGCCAGCCAACUUUAGCGUCUUGAAACUUUCCGAUGUUCGCCAGCUCAACGACGACACUAGGGUCAACAUCAUCGCCUAUGUUGACGAGGUAGGCGCUCUCCAACAAAGGAACGCAAUGUUUUGGCUCCUCAAGGUUUUCGGUAGCGAGACCGACAUGGUGAACACGGAAGUUCGUCUCUUUGCACACACGUCAGCUCGCCUGAACGCCGGCGCUCCCAUCGACAUUCACGCGGAAUCAGUCAUCGUUGUUCUGAACGGCAAGAUCUGGCACUCUGGCGUCUCGGCCUUCGACGAUAGCACCGUCUUUAUUCUCGACGAGAAUCGCCAUGCACACGCCGUUGAACUGCUCGACAAGGUAGACCCGCCUGCAGACGAGAACAAUGCUUAA